Lodderomyces elongisporus is the source of this 3078-nucleotide messenger RNA. RefSeq names its product U5 snRNP GTPase (gene SNU114). The coding region runs from base 1 to 3078 and encodes 1025 amino acids. Gene Ontology annotation, molecular function: GTP binding; GTPase activity; U5 snRNA binding. The transcript has a single exon. Gene Ontology annotation, cellular component: U2-type catalytic step 2 spliceosome; U4/U6 x U5 tri-snRNP complex; cytosol. The record is from RefSeq and is a predicted model, not a curated record. Gene Ontology annotation, biological process: mRNA splicing, via spliceosome. Lineage: Eukaryota; Fungi; Ascomycota; Pichiomycetes; Serinales; Debaryomycetaceae.
AUGGAUGACGAAGAAAUUUAUGAUGAGUUUGGAAACCUUAUAGGAGAUGAAUUGGAUUCAGAUGUAGAAAAUUCAAGAAGUUCGCAGGAGAUACUCGGUGAUGAAAAAGAGUACCCAGACGCAAAGACUAAUGGUCAUCAAGCUACCCAAAUAGUGGUAGCGGGAGAAGAAGAACAUGAAGAACAAGAAGAACAAGAAGAACAAGAAGAAAAAGAAGAAAAUCAUGAUGACGAUUAUGAUGUAGUAGCAGGACAAGAGGCUAGCUUUCAGAGUCGAGCAUUGGUGAAGAGACGCCUAUCUAUUAACGAUGGUGAAAUUAUAUAUGUAAAUCCUGCUGAUGCGACUCUUGAUGAACAAGUGAUUGAUCCGAACAUUCAAAAGGAGAUGAAAACUACUAUUGAUGAGAAAGAACUACCACAAUUGACGUAUUCUAGAGAAUUUCUUAUAGAUACCAUAAAUAAUGUCCCCGAAAGAAUUCGGAAUGUUGCUGUUGUUGGUAGUCAUCAAAGUGGAAAGACCAGAUUUAUCGACACUUUUAUUAAGAAUACACAUAUUUUACCCCAAGAUCUUGAGAGUACCAAAAGAGAGGCAAAACCGCUCCGAUAUUUGGACAACUACAAAUUGGAAAUUGAGCGAGAAACAACAAUCAAAACCUCGGCAAUCACUUUGAUGCUUCAAGAUCAGCGAGAUAGAUCAUUUGCAAUUACUUUGGUAGACACUCCGGGACACAUUGAUUUUCAAGACGAAGUGGUUGCCGGGUUACAACUUUGUGAUGGUGCAAUCCUCGUUAUAGACGCUGUUAUUGGAUUUACAUUUCGAGAUAAGAAACUCAUUGACGAGAUAAUGAAACGGGAUUUGCCCAUUAUAAUUGUAUUAAACAAAAUUGACAAUUUGAUAUUAAAAUUGCGACUACCACCAAAAGAUUCUUACUUGAAGAUGUAUAAUAUUCUCGAUGACAUAAAUGCUUACGUCACGGAAAGCCUGAAAAGAUUCAACUACUCUCAAGCUAUAGAGUUCCUGCCCACUUUGGGAAAUGUUAUAUUUGCUUCAGCAGACUACGAUAUUUCUUUCAGUUUACAAAGUUUUGUUGCUUUGUAUGCACAGACACAGCCGCAUAUAUUAGAAGAUGCCAAUUUUGCAAAUUUCUUAUGGGGAGAAUACUUUCUAGAUCCCGAAACUAACAGAAUUGUUACAGAUUCUCAACAAGGACAACUUCCGCGAACAUUUGUCUCGUUCAUUCUAGACAUGUUGUACGAUAUCACAUCAAAUGUGAUCAUAUCAGAACCUUCAAAUAACAGAUUACCAAAACUUUUGUGGGAUCAUUUUAGAGUAUCUCUACCUAAGAAGGAGUAUAAAAAGCAACUAAAAGACCUUCUUAGAGUUGUGUUUAAAGCAAUUUUUAGGAACGAUACAGGUUUUGUGGAUUCCGUAACGUCCUUUAUCCUGUCGCCAAGAAAUGUGACGAAUAGCUCAUUGCACGUCACUGACAAUCACAACAACCACAACAAUAUCAGCAAAAAUGGCAGCGGUAGUAGUAGUAGUAACAAUAUCAACUCGAAUGGUAAACCGAGCAGUAUUACAGGAAUAAUACCGAAAGUGGUUGAGUCACCUGAUGGAGGAACAUUCCUAUGUUUAGUGCGGUUAAUUGAAGAAGGAUUAGUUGAAGGAUACCAAAUACAAGUCAUAAGCGGUGACACAGAUCUAAACGAGUUAUCUAGAAAGGUUUUAACUGUACAAAGGCUUUAUAUACCUGGUGGCAGGUAUAAUGUACCGGUAUCUUCUAUUGGCCCUGGAAGUGUUGUUCUCGUUGAAGGCAUUGAUUCUAGCUUUAAGAAAGGAGCAUUGAUAAUGAAAGAAAGUUCUUACACUGCUAACCAACUGAUGCAAUACAUGUUUCCAAAUUAUAACGUAAACUCCGUUUUGAAACUAGGUAUGGAAGCAGUGGAUGAACGGCAAACUGCGACUCUUUUAGCAAGUUUGAGAAAAGCAGACAAAGCAUAUCUUUCACUUGUUGUACGAGUCGAAGAAACGGGAGAAAUCACAGUUAUUGCCCCAGGUGAGUUUUAUAUGGAUUGUGUUCUUCACGAUGUAAGAGAGCUUUUUGCUGAUGAGUUCCAGAUCAGAGUAAGUGACCCCACUACAAUUUUUUCUGAAACAUGCACGGAAAUGUCAUUUACCAGUAUUCCCGCCAAAACUUCAAAUGAUUCAUUUUCUAUUUCCAUCAUUGCAGAACCAGUCAACGAUCCCGACUUGAGCAAUGCGAUUGAGUCUGGUGUACUACAUGCGAAUUUAUCGAGAAAGGAAAUGGCAACUAUUUUAAAGACACAGUUUGGGUGGGAUGCGCUAGCUGCAAGGUCUGUAUGGGUGUUUGGUCCAAAAGAUCUUAUCGAACCCGAUAUAUUAAUUGAUGACUCAUUUCAAGGAGAAACGGAUAAACAACAGUUGAUGAAGUUGAAGGAGUCUAUUUGUUCAGGAUUCGAGUGGGCUAUUGCCGAGGGUCCUUUAAUGGCAGAGACCAUCCGAAACACUAAAUUUAAGAUUCUUGAAGCUAAGUUCAAACUGGACGACUUGGCUUCUUAUACUCCAGCACAAAUUAUACCUGUCAUUCAGAGAGCUUGCUAUACUGGUUUCCUUACAGCACAGCCUAGAUUGAUGGAGCCUGUUUAUCGAUUAGAUGCAAUUUGUUUCUACAAAAACAUUAGAGUAGUUGACGAGUUACUCAAAAGUAGAAGGGGGCAUAUUGAAACACGCGACCCAAUCGAAGGGACUGCUCUUCAUUACAUUGUCGGUUAUAUACCAGUCGUGGAUAGUUUUGGAUUUGCGUCAGAUGUGAAGUUGUACACAUAUCGUAACGCAAAUACGUGGUUGCUGUUUUCCCAUUGGAGUAUAGUUCCAGGAGAUCCUUUUGAUUUGGUCUGCGAGUUACCUCGUCUCAAACCAGCACCCGUGGAGUCAUUAUCACGGGACUUUUUACUAAAAACAAGACAUAGGAAAGGAUUGACUGGUGAACCUACUUUACAAAAAUACAUAGACUCGGAGAUUUACGAUAAAUUAAAAGAGCGUGGAUUGGUGGCGUGA